CAGCACCCCAGCGCCAAAACCCCAGCAUAUAAAAUAAUUGUAUCUCAAAACGCCAUCCCCAGCACACCCUGAACUAACUGGCAAAUCAACAUCCAAACCACAUAUCCCUCAGUAAAUGAUAGCAUACUAGUAAUACCUCCACUCGAAGAAAACAAGAAAAAGCACCCAUCUGAUUGGCCACCCGAACAUCAUCACACCGGGAAGCCCGCAAUUUCAGGCCAGAUUGAUUUACGAUAAGAGACACUGAAUAGUAAUACCCCUCGCUCGCUCACCUCGAACCACCACUCAAUAACCCCCUCCCUUCCUCCCUCGACUAUAAAAUCAACGUCUAACUAACCCAUCCAAGAAAAAAUGGAGUGGGAUCCCACGCAAUUUUUCCGCGACGAUCACACUACCCACCCGUUCGCCCUCUUAAUCCUCAACCAACCAAUCAAUGAAAGGGCGUUCCGCGUCUUAAGAAAACAUGCAAACCUAAUAAUCUGCGCCGACGGCGGCGCAAACCGCUUCUACGACAUGAUGAAAACGCACGACCAAGAAUCAACCGACCUCCCAAACCUCAUAAUAGGCGACCUAGACUCCAUCGCCCCGUCUGUCAGAGCCCACUACUCCAAUCUGGGUGUAACGGUCAUCGAGGACGAAGACCAGAACUCGACGGAUUUCACUAAGUGUUUGAAUUAUCUGCGGGAUCAUGUUGGGGAGGUUAUUUCCCCUCCUCCUUCUUCUUCUUCUUCUUCUCCUGGUUCUUCUGAGGGAGCAGUGAAAGGGGGAGAAACGAAGCUAGAUGUGCUUAUUAUGGGGGGUCUGGGCGGGAGGGUCGACCAGGCUUUUUCGCAGAUUCACCAUUUGUUUCUUAUGACGAGGUCGUUUGCUGCUGCUUCUUCUGGGCGGAAAGAAGAGGCGGUAGGGAAUCUGUAUCUCAUUUCCGAGGAGAGUAUUACGUUUAUUCUACGGCCGGGGGAGAAUGUGAUUUGGACUCCGGGGACGAAUCGGCCUGAUCUUCGGGAUCAAGGGACGGGGAUGGGGCCGGGGACGGAGUCGUUCCUGCUGGAGGAGAAUGUGGGGAUUGUGCCGUUGACAGGGCCGGCGCGGAUUACGACCAGAGGGCUGGAGUGGGAUGUGGAGGAUUGGAGGACAGAGAUUGGGGGGCGACUGAGUACGAGUAAUCAUAUCCGGAGUGAGGUUAUCACCGUGGAGUGUGCGGUGCCGGUGCUUUUUACCGUCGAGUUGGCCUCGAGGUUGAAGAGGGCGAGAUAG
Messenger RNA from Aspergillus alliaceus, 1254 nucleotides. RefSeq names its product thiamine diphosphokinase. The transcript is spliced from 3 exons. Gene Ontology annotation, molecular function: thiamine diphosphokinase activity; ATP binding; thiamine binding. Gene Ontology annotation, biological process: thiamine metabolic process; thiamine diphosphate biosynthetic process. Bases 352 to 1254 code for a protein of 300 amino acids. The record is from RefSeq and is a predicted model, not a curated record. Lineage: Eukaryota; Fungi; Ascomycota; Eurotiomycetes; Eurotiales; Aspergillaceae.